Dovyalis caffra is the source of this 609-nucleotide messenger RNA. The record is from the annotation of a GenBank genome assembly. NCBI's taxonomy places the organism in Eukaryota, Viridiplantae, Streptophyta, Magnoliopsida, Malpighiales, Salicaceae.
AUGCCUACAACACCAACAAAGGGCAACCGGAGAGGAGGAGGACAGGAACCAGAGAGAAACAGGAAAAACAGGUUAACAGAGAAAGCGUCGUCGUUUCAUGGGAAAAUACCGGCGGAAAUUCCGGAGGCGAGGAUUCGGCGGCCGAAGACACUCCCAGACUUGCUCGCCGGAAGAAGCUUUCCGGCUACAGUAGCGGAGGUGAGACCGAAGUUAACGAAGGUUUUAAUCAACGUGACUAUCCAAGGAAGCGUUGGUGCGGUCCAGGUUUUGAUGUCUCUUCAAUCCACAGUAGGCGAACUCAUCGCCGCCUCCAUCCAGCAGUACUCGAAGGAAGGCCGCCGUCCGAUUAGCACCAAUGACUCCUCCAGAUUCGACCUCCAUUACUCGCAGUUUAGUUUAGAAAGUUUGGAUAGGGAGGAGGAACUAAUGGCGUUGGGUUCAAGAAACUUUUUUCUGUGCCCCAAAAAAUCGGGGAUGGACGGCGCGAGUUGUAGUGGUAGUGGAGGAUUGACCACGACGUCGUCUCCAUCAUGUUCGAAAGAGGUUGAAAAGGAGGUUGCUAAAAGUGGAUUUCUUCCUUGGCUAAAAUUCAUGGAUUUCUUGCUGUGA